AUGGUUUAUCUCGCAUCUGUUGUUGCCAUCGGCCUGAGUGCUCUGACUGGCAUUGCGUCCGCGCACCCAGGGCAUGAUGUCAGAGCCGAAGCUGCCGAGCGAGCUGCAUUCUUGCAAAGUGCCCCUGUUCACUCACGCAGCCUUGCGCAAUGCGCCUCUCGCCUUCAGCGUCGAGGCCAUCAAAGCCGAAACGUUGCUCGGCGUCACAUGGCCGUGAAGAACAUACGUCGCCACCUUGGUCUUGAGCGUACCAACCACUAUCUCAAGGCGCGUAACGCUGAUAGCCCACUGGAUACUUCGCACCACUCCAACCUCACGGGAGUGGAUUCCUCUACCGACCCCGAAGUGUUGUUUGGCACCGAUGCGACCUGCAUUCUUGGGCCUGAAGUCACUCAGGGGCCUUACUAUGUCACGGGUGAACUGGUCCGUAAAAACAUCGCGGAGUCCCAGGGUGGUGUUCCUCUCUACAUGGACAUCCAGCUGAUCAACACCAACACCUGCGAGCCUAUUCCGGAGAUUUACAUAGACAUGUGGCACUGCAACUCGACCGGUGUCUAUUCUGGAGUCGUCGCCAGUGGAAACGGCAACUCUGGCGAUAGCACUAACCUUGACGCGACCUUCAACCGAGGUGUCCAGAAGAGUAACGAGGAUGGUGUCAUCCAGUUCCAAUCAACCUUCCCAGGCCAUUACACUGGCCGUGCAACUCACAUCCAUGUCCUCGCCCACCCAGCCAAUGAGACCAAGGUUCUUGCAAACGGAACCAUCUCUGGUCUGUAUACCACGCACUCCUCGCACGUUGGACAGAUUUUCUUCGACCAGGAUCUAAUUGCCGCCGUUGAGGAGGUCGCCCCGUAUUCAACCAACACUCAGGCUUUGACGACAAAUGCCGAGGACAGCAUUCUCGGCGAAGAGCUCGAUACCAUUGACCCAUUCAUGGAAUACGUCUAUCUGGGCGAUGAUGUCUCCGAUGGAAUAUUCGCUUGGAUCUCGGUUGGUCUCGACCCUACCCAGGACACUACCGUUACCCCUGCAGCCUACUACACCGAGGAGGGUGGUGUUGAGAAUGAGAACUCCGGUCGUCCUGGUGGCGGUGGCUCCGGUGGUGGCCCCCCAAGCGGCUUCCCAACUGCCUAG
This is a messenger RNA of Penicillium robsamsonii, 1134 nucleotides long. Its product is annotated as intradiol ring-cleavage dioxygenase. Gene Ontology annotation, molecular function: oxidoreductase activity, acting on single donors with incorporation of molecular oxygen, incorporation of two atoms of oxygen; iron ion binding. The transcript is spliced from 5 exons. Lineage: Eukaryota; Fungi; Ascomycota; Eurotiomycetes; Eurotiales; Aspergillaceae. The coding region runs from base 1 to 1134 and encodes 377 amino acids. The record is from RefSeq and is a predicted model, not a curated record.